AGACCCGUAUAUUUACAUUCUCACAUUGAACGUACCGUACUCGGAGAGACAAGAACGUUUAAAAUCAUGUCGGCUUACGAUCAGUUUGAGAAACUAUUUUGUGGAGAAUGGAAAUUCGAUAAAGCUGAAAAUGCAGAGGAAUUUUGCAACAACGCAAAGAUGUCUCCGGAGGACAAGCAGAUGCUCAUGAAUAUCUCCCCUGACAUCUUGUUCCAGCGGAAGGGAGACUCGUUCCUGCAGACGUACCGCCUCGCCCCCGGGGUCGAAAUCUCCGCCACCAUCAAGUUCGGUGAGGAGUACGAGUCCAGGGACACCAAUGAGCCGCCCCGAUGGCAUAACAAGGUGAAGCCAUCGUUCACCAACGGCGUGUUUGUGCAAGAGAUUUAUUCCCAGUUGCCCGGAAAAUGUGACCUUGUCGUGGAUGGCAAGAUGGAGGGAGAUUAUUUGGUCACGACAACGUGUGUAAAGGGGGACCCAAGCGUAAAGGGGAUAAAAUACUACAAGAAGGUAUAGAAGUCUGACAUGAAAAACACGUGCACCUGCUGAAGAGAUUGGAAAGCACACACGUGCCCGCGAUUACACGAAAAGACUUUCGUCUUGUUCCACGAUAACAAGAUGGCACAAUUCAAAUUUUACCAUUUUAAAAAUAUUUUAAAAUCUUAUGUACUAUAUUGAUAAAAGCUCAAUAGGUUGAAGAAAAUUCAUUCUUGAACAAAAAUAAAUACGUGAAAAAUA
This is a messenger RNA of Mya arenaria, 735 nucleotides long. RefSeq lists its product as uncharacterized. The record is from RefSeq and is a predicted model, not a curated record. The transcript has 4 exons. Lineage: Eukaryota; Metazoa; Mollusca; Bivalvia; Myida; Myidae. Bases 67 to 513 code for a protein of 148 amino acids.